GUAUGGAAUACAAAGGUUUACCCAUAGACGAACGAUGAUCAUAGCAAAAUUGAUUCAACAUUCUGACGAAAAUGUCGUAAAGUACUGGAUUGGAGAUCACUGUGUAGAAGUUUGCUUGAAGAGUUUAACAAAAGUUCACAAAAGGAAUAAGAAACUUCUACAGAGUGUUGUGCAUUAUAUAUCUAUACUUAUUUAGGGGAAUAAUUAUAAUUAAUAAAAAUUAACAGCGUCCGCAUAGAAUAAACAUUUAUCAUGAAAUCCUCGCGCAAACGGGAGGACUGCGGAUAUGGUUGGGUUGUUGUGGCGGCGGCCUUCGCUAUCAACUUCCUCGUGGAUGGCCUUCAAUUCUCGUCUGGUGUGCUUCUAGUGGAGUUCCUUGAUCACUUCAAGGAGUCGCACGGAUUGACGGCCUUCAUUGGAGCGGUCCAGUCGGCCAUGAUGCACCUUAUUGGCCCUUUGGCUGCAGUUCUGACGAUUCGAUUAGGAGUCCGGGUGGUGACGGUAGCGGGUGCCCUGGUAAGCUGCGUGGGCCUAGCCGCCAGUUUCUUCGCGACCACAGUGACGCACCUCACACUUACAAUGGGUGCUAUUGGCGGGGCGGGAUUAGGUUUGAUGAGCCUUCCUCCUGGUGCGCUGGUUGUCCAGUACUUUACCGAGCGAAGGGCCCUCGCUAACGGUAUCGCUGUAUGCGGUUCUGGCGUUGGUACGUUCGUUUUUAACCACGUGAUGUACGUGCUUAUAUCGGAGUUCACGUGGCGCGGGGCGGUGCUCGUGGCGGCCGGUACCGCUUUGAAUGGGGCAGUCUUCGGCCUCCUCCUGCGGCCUGCACCCGGAGGAGACCCUUCUAAAGCGGCUGUGAGCACAGACGGCAAGACUGUGAAAAUAAGUGCAUUCGGACGAAUUCCUUUCAGGGCGGCUGAAUUAGAAGAAAAAUCGAAGACAGUUAACAACCCUGUCGAAAGAAAUACUGUUGUUGCGGCAUUGCCUACUCGGGAUUUACUAAAGGACAGUCGGCUACUGCUGUUUAUGGCUUUCAGCUUUAUGAUUAGUCUUGCUUUCAUUAUUCCAUUUUCCUUUGUACCGGAUGAAGCAGUGAACGCGGGUAUGUCCAAACAGCAGGCAACUUGGCUAAUGUCCUCAAUAGGAAUUUCUAACACGGUGAGUCGAAUACUUAUUGGUUGGAUCGGAGACAAGAAUUGUGUGAACAGGCCAGUCAUGUUAGUUGCCGUGGUAGCGCUCGCAGGGUUGUCCAUCGCGGCUGUCCCCUUCCUCCCUACUUUUGCAGCAAAGCUCUUCAUUGUCACUGCGGUUGGCUUUUUCUUAGGUGGGUUUAUGAUGUUGUUCGCGGUCGUUCUUGCUGACAUGUUCGGCGAUGAGGUCCUUACCCGUUCAAUUGGUCUCUCUUACUUCACUAUAGGUCUCGCUUGCUUCGUUGCUGGGCCGAAAGGAGGCUGGCUGUUUGACAUGACCGGAAACUACAAGGCGACCUUCCUCGUUGCAGGCAGUGAGUGUCUCCUGGCUGCAGCGCUCCUCGCUUCCGCCAUCUCUCUCCACCGGAAGUCUUAUGUUAUGGAAAGUGUCCGUGACCUCUCUGGGAAAAGUGGUGGGUUGAAAAGCCAGGGGAAAGUCUUUUGUGUUGACAAGGCAGCAAAGUCAAGUCAAAUCACAUUUAUGUAGUAAUUUACGGCCACCGGCCAAUUAUACAUCAAUAUGUUUACAUCAAAGUCGUUCAUUAAUAGCAUUGCCAUGUUUUAUCUUUACAGUAUCAUGUACACUCCUUUCAACGUUUAAUAAGAUACAUGGAUGAACUGGCAUGUCUUUAACAAUUUGUUGUCAUUUUUGCAUGCAUGAAAGUUUGCAAUAGAAUACUCCACCAAAGAAUAUUGUCUACGUAAAAUAUCGUAUAAUAUCGUAUUUUUGCAUUCAAUGAAAAAAUGGUACUCAUCCUCAACUUCAUAUAUACAUUCAGCAAAGCAUAAGCACAACGAAUAUAAUCACGUACAAUUCCUUGAUGUGUACCAGUCUCUUUACUAAAUUAAUGACUAGAACAUCUAUGUUUUGCUAAGAUUUGUAUCUAAUGAAAGUUUUAAAGUAUUGAAACUAUUUUCCGAACAAAAACCUUUAACAUCAUUUUUAAAAUAUUGAAUUAUUGUUAGUAGAUAUUUGAGUCAUAAAAUGCUUUAUCGUAUCAAUUAGAAAGGUCUUAAUAAUUGGAUAUUGAGUAUGAAUGUGUUGUUGUUAAUAAUCUUUUAAAAAAUGCUGCCUCUAUUGAUGGCAGAUGACAAUUGGUUCUUUAAAUAAAUAAAUAAGGGGUUUUGAAUUUGAAAACAAGUGUAUGAAUAAAAUGUUGAGAAUUUGAACAGAAAAGGAAAAGUGUUUGCUAGUCCCUUUUUAACAUAAACUAUUACAGAACAGAUGAAGACUUAUGCCCUCUCGGAGUAACUUGAUCCACAUCCUAAAGCAUGGUAAAAGCCUCACACCCAUAACAGGCAUCUUUCAUAUUGUAUGCAUACCUUGCAUUCCAUGAUGGCAGUUUCAGCCAGUCGAGUCUAAACUAUCCUAUGGAAUACAUCAGUGGAGUAUUUGUCUAAUUUGUGCAUCAUAUAUUAUAAGAAAACACUUGUUUUUAUAAUUCUCAGACCAAUAGGUCAGCAUUGGAAACUCGAAAAGCUCAAAUUAGAUAGGUGUGAAAGCUCUACUGGCCAAAACUGAAGUCCAAAUAUCAGGUACAUGUACUCAAGUUUAUGUUAUAUAUCAUAUUAAAUUAUUACUUUCAUAAAUAGUCUAGUGCGAUAUAUAUCUAACUGAAUCUGAACAUCCUUGCCAUUAUGCAAAAUAUAUGAUCCUAUCCCGAAGAUAGCAUGAGAUGGCCGAGUUGCUUCGAUUUUAUUUAACUAGCAUAGCGACGAGUUGUAAUACUUAUUUAAUUAAUUUCAACAUUCUGUUAAUUUAAAAAUAAAUAUACAGUUGUUUUAUUGGUACACCUCAUGUCUGUAAACUCUUUUGGAAUUGAGUGAAUUAAUUAACUUUGAGACUUUGUUAUACACCCUCGUUACAUUGAACAUUAUUUGGUCUUAUGUUGAUGCAAAAUGCUUUUGUUAGUUUCUAUUUCAAUUAAUGUUAAUUCACCUACUCUUAGAUGUCUAUAUAAAUGAUAUUGAUUUCAUGUGAUGUUAUAUUAUACUAUUAAUGAUUUGCAUUGUAAAAUAUGUAUUUUACGAUGUACUGUGUACAUGUCUACAAUAAACACUUCUGUCCGA
Messenger RNA from Mya arenaria, 3260 nucleotides. Its product is annotated as monocarboxylate transporter 12-B-like. NCBI's taxonomy places the organism in Eukaryota, Metazoa, Mollusca, Bivalvia, Myida, Myidae. The coding region runs from base 253 to 1677 and encodes 474 amino acids. Gene Ontology annotation, molecular function: monocarboxylic acid transmembrane transporter activity. The transcript is spliced from 7 exons. The record is from RefSeq and is a predicted model, not a curated record. Gene Ontology annotation, biological process: monocarboxylic acid transport; transmembrane transport.